Molecule: messenger RNA, 656 nt
Organism: Zerene cesonia (dogface butterfly)
Lineage: Eukaryota; Metazoa; Arthropoda; Insecta; Lepidoptera; Pieridae
Exons: 1
Coding region: 134-523 (129 amino acids)
Source: RefSeq, a predicted model, not a curated record
UUGACAUCAACUACGAUCUAUAAUAUGAACGAUACCUAAUUGUUUGUCGUUUAUUAUUGUGAUUUGUGAAAGAUUCAUGCAAAGAGAGAGUGAGUCAUAUUUUAAAAGUGUGCUUUUAUCAGUCAGAUAGACUAUGUUCACCGCAUUAUUUGGUAAGAGAAGAUCUUCUCCAGUGGAAGAUGAAACGCCCCCGAUACCCGGUCCAAAAGCUGAUGAUGGCUUUGUUGUAAUUGAUCCAAACGCUUCAGGCGGUGGAGGCUUGUAUCCAAGUGUGAGUGGAGUACCGUAUCCACAAAGGCAAGCCCCGCCAGUUCCGGGACGGAGACCGCAUCGUGUUGAUCCAACUUUCCACUAUUUACAAGGUGUCCCAUUUUCAUUAUCUCGUGAACUUCAGAUGUCCGCUAAUAAAGAUGCAUUUGCGACUGAAAUCGGUGACCUUUUAGCGUUUUUAACAAAUAAAAUGGAUAUGAGUGGAUAUAACUAUGACUUCACUGUUGAAAAGAGUGUUUUAAAGGAGUGUUAAAUGGUAAUUAGAAAAAUACGUGUUUAUACAUACCUAUAUUUAAAUUAUGAUGAAAUCAUUUUAUUGUUUACUUAAGAAUAGUAAAGAGUUCAUUUGAUUUUAAGUAAAUAAAAAGUAAUAUAAAUCAAGGAUA